CGAUUAAACCAUUAAAUCGCGAUUACUGUUUCGCGUUUGACCUGAUCCGAGUUUGUUGUCUUUGACCCGAUAAACCCAUUUUAGAAACGACGUCGUGUGCUAUUGGAGAAAGUCUUAAGACUAAACGGCGGCGUUUGUUUCUAAUACCUCUGUCGUCGAUUGAGGAAUUAGAUUUAGGGUUUGCACAUUUUGAAAAAAUCGAUUUGGGUUUAGGGUUCUGAGAGAUUUCGAAGAGAAGAGAUGCCAAUGACAGAGUUGAUCUAUGAGAGUGAUCCAGAUGAUCCCGAUUGGAGAGAGGUAGCCUCGGAUGAAGAGAGUCAGGGAGAUGGAGACAAGAGCAGAGAAGAUGGGGAUGAUGAGGAAGACGUCGUCGAGAGUGGUGAUGAUGGAGAGAAGAGCGAGGAUGAUGGCAAAACCCUAAACAAGGAGCAAGAAGAAGUCCUCCGCUCUAAACCAUCCGUCUUCGUCCUUAUUGAAGAGCUUGAGAAGAUCCGUGCUCCUCUCUCCGCCGAUGUUGCAGAAGAAAUCAGCCUCGCUACUGAGCAAUAUCCCCAAAUUGGUUUUUGAAUUGGGUUUGUUUUCAGUCUCCUCUUAUUAAAACACAGGACGUCGU
This is a messenger RNA of Arabidopsis arenosa, 613 nucleotides long. NCBI's taxonomy places the organism in Eukaryota, Viridiplantae, Streptophyta, Magnoliopsida, Brassicales, Brassicaceae. The record is from the annotation of a GenBank genome assembly.